GUCCCCUCUACACCUCCGCACUUCUAACCCCAAACACCGUCGCCAGAACGAAGCCUUCGUAGCCAGCUCUCUCUUCACUUCAAAGAGAGAACCAGACGAGGGAGAGAGAGAGAGAGAUGGCGGAGCCCGUUGGGCCCCACGUGCUGGCGAUCCCCUAUCCAGCCCAGGGCCACAUGCUCCCCCUCCUGGACCUCGUCCACCUUCUCUCCUCCCGCUACCGCCUCGUCGUCACCAUCGCCGUCACCACCAAGAACCGCCCCCUCCUCGACACCCUUCUCUCCCGCUCCCCCGCCGUCGUCCCUCUCGUCCUCCCCUUCCCUGACUAUCCAGCUCUUCCCCCAGGCCUCGAGAACACCAAUGGCCAACCGCCCGCCUUUUUCCGCCCCCUCACCCAUGCCCUCGCCGGCCUCCAAGACCCCCUCCUCCGCUGGGCCCGCUGCACUCCCCAUCCCCCCUCCGCCAUCAUCUCCGACUUCUUCCUCGGCUGGACCUCCGACCUCGCCGCCCAGUUGGGCAUCCCCCGCCUCGUCUUCUCCCCCUCCGGUGCCCUCGUCGUCGCCGUCUUACACGUCCUCUGGCGCCGGAUGCCCCAAAGAUCCGAUCCUGACGACCCCGAUUGCCCCAUCUCCUUCCCGGAAAUCCCCAAUUCCCCUGUUUUACCCUGGCGUCAGGUCUCCUUUUUUUACCGGACCCACAUCGUGGGAGAACCAAUCUCGGAGUUCGUAAAGGAGGGAUUUUUAAAGAACAUCGCGAGCUGGGGAUUCGUCUUCAACACCUUCGCCGACCUGGAGCGAGUCUAUCUGGACUACCACCGGAACGAUCUGGGGCACUCCCGGGUCUGGGCGGUGGGGCCCCUGGCUCCGCCGGACGGCCCAACGGAGCGCGGUGGGGGCGCCUCCGCCGCCGUCGGCGAGAUCAUGACGUGGCUGGACGGUUGCCCGGAGGAGUCGGUGCUGCUGGUGGCCUUCGGGAGCCAGCAGGUUCUGGCGCCGCUGCAGGCGGCGGCGCUGGCUGGGGGGUUGGAGCGGAGCGGAGCGAGGUUUAUCUGGUGCGCGACGGGGGAGACGGCGGUGCCGGAGGGGUUCGAAGGGCGGAUGGCGGGCCGGGGGCUGGUCGUGCAUGGGUGGGCGCCGCAGGUGGCGAUCCUGGGGCACCGGGCGGUGGCCGCGUUCUUGACUCACUGCGGGUGGAACUCGGUGCUGGAAGCGGUGUCUGCGGGGGUGGCGAUGCUGACGUGGCCAAUGGGCGCGGACCAGUUCUGGAACGCAAUGCUGGUAGUGGAGUUCGGGGUCGGGGUGGCGCUGUGCGACGGCGCCGACGCGGUGCCCGACGCGGACGAGUUGGCCCGCGUCGUGGCCGACUCGCUAGGCGACUCGGGGAAGAGGGUGAGGGAGCGAGCGAAGGAGCUGAGUCGGAGAGCUUUGGAGGCGGUAAAAGAAGGGGGAAGCUCGUGGAAGGAUCUGGAGGGGUUGGCGGCCGAGCUUUCCAAGGUUGGGGUCAAGUGAAAUAUUUUGGUCGUUUUACACUCAAAAAAUAAAUAAAUAAAUAA
This is a messenger RNA of Elaeis guineensis (African oil palm), 1549 nucleotides long. Its product is annotated as UDP-glycosyltransferase 89B2. The record is from RefSeq and is a predicted model, not a curated record. Gene Ontology annotation, molecular function: UDP-glucosyltransferase activity. Lineage: Eukaryota; Viridiplantae; Streptophyta; Magnoliopsida; Arecales; Arecaceae.